AUGGGUCACAGUCCGUGGGCAUUGACUGCAGGCAUUCUAGGAAAUAUUAUCUCAUUUAUGGUGUUCCUUGCUCCAAUGUCAACGUUUUAUCGUAUCUACAAGAAAAGAUCAACAGAAGGGUUUCAGGCCGUGCCCUAUAUUGUGGCUUUAUUUAGCGCCAUGCUGUGGCUUUAUUAUGCAUUUAUCAAAACUAAUGUUUUGCUUCUCAUCAUCAUCAACUCCAUCGGCUGCGUUAUUGAAGCCAUCUAUAUAGCCGUUUUCCUGGCAUAUGCACAUAAGAAAGCUAGGGUUCGUGCGGCCAAAAUAAUCUUAUUAUUGGACGGAGGAAUUUUCUCUGCGAUAGUUCUUUCCACGAUAGUACUUUCGAAAGGCGACACACGUGUGAAAGUAGUCGGAUGGAUUUGUGUUGGAUUUGCAGUAUGCGUCUUCGCUGCUCCUUUAAGUAUCAUGAAACUAGUAAUAGCAACAAAGAGCGUUGAAUUCAUGCCAUUUAACCUAUCAUUCUUUCUCACCAUUAGCGCUGUUGCAUGGUUCUCCUAUGGACUGCUUAUUAAGGAUCUAUAUGUCAUGCUUCCGAAUGUAUUGGGUUUCCUGUUUGGAUUAGCACAAAUGAUUCUCUACGUAAUCUACAAGAAGCCAGGAGGAAAUAAAAAGGUUGAUGAGAAGGCGGUGAAGAAGAACAUAGCAGUCAAGCCUGCCGCUAUUGAUGAUGAACAAAAGAUAAUGACUGAAGAGUGGACAAACCAGGUGAAAGAUAAGAUGGAAAAUGAUAACAUGAUGCCCGUCUAG
Molecule: messenger RNA, 789 nt
Organism: Dendrobium catenatum
Lineage: Eukaryota; Viridiplantae; Streptophyta; Magnoliopsida; Asparagales; Orchidaceae
Product: bidirectional sugar transporter SWEET14
Exons: 6
Coding region: 1-789 (262 amino acids)
Biological process (GO): carbohydrate transport
Cellular component (GO): membrane
Molecular function (GO): sugar transmembrane transporter activity
Source: RefSeq, a predicted model, not a curated record